Messenger RNA from Panicum virgatum (switchgrass), 2688 nucleotides. RefSeq names its product formin-2-like. The transcript is spliced from 8 exons. Gene Ontology annotation, biological process: mRNA 3'-end processing. Gene Ontology annotation, molecular function: RNA polymerase II complex binding. Gene Ontology annotation, cellular component: RNA polymerase II, holoenzyme. Bases 74 to 2236 code for a protein of 720 amino acids. Lineage: Eukaryota; Viridiplantae; Streptophyta; Magnoliopsida; Poales; Poaceae. The record is from RefSeq and is a predicted model, not a curated record.
UAUAUUUUUCUAUAAGUUUUUCUUCGAAUUUUAAUAAGAUACCGACACAAUAAUAAUCUCACUAUCGUGUGUCAUGAUAUACGUAUUUUCUUUCAUUACCAUCCCUUUGCUUUGUCAAUAUAUCAGUUUUCUUUACACCAUCUAUCCUAGGUUUUCGCACAAAAUAACCGGCAUCAAUAUUUUCGCACAAAAAAAUAAAGAAAAUGAAAACCCCAGAAACACACACGCACGCCCAAAGGGCAAGGGGGAAAGAAAAGGGUGGAAAGCCACCGCAGCAAAACCAAACCCUCUCGGCUUCCCCCCUCCUCCCCGCUCCCCUUCCCCUUCCCCUUCCCCUUCUCAUCCGCGGCGGCACGCUCAAGCUCAGGGACUCGCUACCGAGAUUGGUUCGAUCUUGCGAAGACUACACAUUUGUCUAGGUUUUUGGGGUUACCGCGAGGGAGCUGAAUUAGUUGGAGCCUUCGUGAUGGCGGGCGCGAAGGCGGAUGCAGACGCGGAAACGGGGGACGCCGGCGGCGGCGCAGCGGGCUUCGGGGUAGGCGGCUCCUUCAGCGAGCAGAGGCUGGUCGAGAAGCUCAACAAGCUCAACAGCUCAGCGGCGAGUAUUCAGACACUUUCACAAUGGUGCAUUUUUCACCGCAAGAGGGCCAAAAGGGUUGUAGACACAUGGGAAAAGCAGUUUAAUAGUGCAACGAAGGAUAAGAAAGUAUCAUUCCUGUAUCUAUCGAAUGAUAUCCUGCAAAACAGCAAACGCAAGGGAGGAGACUUUGUGAAUGAGUUCUGGAGGGUUCUACCUAGAUCACUGAAACAUUUCUAUGAAAACGGGGGAGAAGAUGGAAAGAAAGUAGUGGCAAGAUUAAUAGGAAUUUGGGAUGAACGCAAGGUUUUUGGGGCCCGUAUCGAAAGUCUGAAAGAUGGCAUUCUUGGUGACAACCCUCAUAUAUUGGAUAACAACGGGAAUAGUUCAAAUCCUAGCUCUAAUCCCCCUUCAAAUUCCAAAGUUUCACGGAAGGAUUCUGGUACAACAGUAAAAAAACUUACUGUUGGUGGGAUGCCUGAAAAGAUUGUGACUGCAUACCAAUCGGUCCUUGAUCAACAUUUUGAUGAAGACACAGCUUUAAACAAAUGUAAGAGUACUGUUGGUGUUUUGGAGAGGAUAAAUAAAGAUAUAAACGAUGCUAGCACCAAUGGUAAUCAGCCAGCAUCAACAUUGAUUUCUGACCUUCAAGAACAAGAAAUGACCCUAAAGCAGUGCAUCGAACAACUUGAAAGUGUAGAUGUGGCCAGGAUAUCCCUGAUCAAUCAAUUAAAAGAAGCUCUCAGCGAACAGGAGUCAAAGUCAGUGGUUCUUCGCAGUCAGUUGCAAGUUGCUCGAGCAGAGGCUGAACUUGUCAUUCAACUUAGACAACAACUGGGUGGUGCCCUUGCCACAAGCGCCACACAAUCUAGUCCUAGUCCGCUCAUGAUUACUCCACCAGAGAAAACAGCUGGUAUGGUGCAAGGUUCCGGAGUAAGGUCGACACCUCCACAGUCACAGCCACCGCCUCCAGCAACCUCACUUCCCCCUACGGUCAGUGCAGUGGGUGACGAGUCCAAGAGGUCGGCAGCAGCUAUGGCAGAUAAGCUUGCAUCUUUGUCAGCACCUGUGCUGAGCUCCAUUCUCUCAUCUCUUGCCGCUGAGCAAGCUGCUUCCAUAAAUGGCGGACCACCGUCUGGAGAAUUCUCUGGAGGACCACCAGGCUUCCAGAUUGAAAAGAGGCCUAGGCUUGAGAAGCAGGCCGGUGAUAUGGGUGUUCUUCCCUUUUUUGGGCAAGCACCACAGGUGCAACAACAGAUUGGAGCAGUGCCUACUACUCUUGGAGGCACGCAACCACCAACACCAGUUUCAUUUCCACCACCUCCACCGCCAUUGCCAUCUCUAUUGCCACCGCUUCUACAACAAUUUGGUCAAAAUACUGGUGGAAUGAUCGGAAUGGGAGGACCUUUCGGGAUGAUGGCAAGCUCUAUGCCACCUCCACCUCCUUUGUCCAACAUUAUGCCGGCAGGUUUCCCAGGACCAAGUGGGCCACCUCCUCCACCUCCACCUCCACCCGCUCAGAGCCAGCCCCAGCAGCAGCAGCAAUCUCCUCAGGCACCACAGCAGUCACCGACAUCAACUGGAUUCUUUCAAUCAUCAGGCAUGAGCUUCUUUCCUCCAGUGCAGGUGCAGCAAUCUCCAUCUGCCCAACGACAGUGAUUUAGUGGUGGCAUAGCAUUCAUGGGGCUAUAAAGGCAGCACCUUGUGCUAACUUUGUACAUUAAAAAAAAUCCCCGAGUAUCGAGCUUAUAUGUGACUGGUCCUGCAAGCGAAGCAGGACCAAUUGUCACGGAUUAGAAAGAUUUGUAGAAUAGGCGUGCGGCUUUUGUGAUGUAUAACUAAGUUCUUCCUUUUGGUCCGAGGAGUUGUCUGACUCUUCAUGGUCAUAUACUCAUAUGUUGUAGUUAGACUUUGCCUUUUCCUUUGCAUUGAUCUUCUGAGGCAAAAAGAAACCGACGUUGGCAUUGAUGCUUAAUAAUGACCCACUGUUAGAACAGUUUAAGGGCUGAAACAUCAGUAGAACUUACUGGUCAUAGUCACAUAGAUAUGAUGUGAACUGCAAAUAUUUGUGAUGAGAUUGUUUAAAUUUAAUUAUCAUUAUUCUGAAACCA